AUGGAGGACCUGGUACUCAGUUCUGACGAAGAUGGAUCAGUGGAUGACUCUUCUUCCGAUGAAGACGAGAGUCCAAAAUCAAUGCCUGGUAAACCACAGAGUAAUAAGAAGAAACGUUCUUCUACAAACUCGCCAAAGAAGAAAUCUCAUCCGAACAAGCCAAAGAUGAAAUCUUCAGCAAGUGAUGCCGCUUCCAAAGGUAAGGUUGACAGUGCAAAAUCUACACCUUCUAAACAGCAUAGAAAGAAGCAAAAAGCCCCUGAGAACUUGUCAAAUAAGGAUGUACCAUCUCAUGCAAAGAAGUUUAAGAAGAGGAAGACAAAUAAAAGACUUCGAACACUCAUGGAUUCCCGAAGGUUUCAUCAAGCAACUGGAUUGAAAGGGUGCCACCAUGACAAAAAUGAUGCAAGAAACGUGGUGGACCUAACCUUGAAGCUUGGUUUUGGAAAUCAUGCUGCUAGAAGUCAUCGAAUAAACCUAAUCGAUUUGUUCAACACCCCAGCCCCCAUGACUACUCCUGAUCUUGCCAAUUUCAAUUUCAAUGCUGGCUCCAACACCAGUGCCAAUAAGGGGAUAAACUUUGGACCAACCAAUGGAGCUCAAGAACAUGUUGUCCUAAAUCACUUGGGCAAAGUUAACAAUGGGAUUGCUUGUGGUGGCGGUGGAGGAAGUGUUGCUGGCCUAAAUGCCAAUGGGAUUGCUUGUGGUGGCGGCGGAGGAAGUGUUGCUGCUGAGAUCGAUUUUGGGAUGAUAGUCAGAGGAGACCACUCUCAAGGUGGCCGAACCUACAAGUCAGUGGCACGAGGCAAGGGGAACCAACACCCUUCAAACUUCUCAAAUACCUUCAACACCUUUUGGACUCCAUCGAGGACUUUGAACACCCACACACUAUCGAAUGGCUCGUCCAGAGAUCGACAGAUUGGAAGCUCCUAUGGCUUUCGUAGGAGAGGACCAAGACGUUCACGCCAAAUUUGUUACUUCGAUCCGCAUAAAAGAUGUACAAAUUUUAACUGCAACACAAGGAAUACUCCAAUGUGGAGAAACGGCCCCCUUGGACCGAAGUCUUUGUGUAAUGCAUGCGGUAUCAAAUACAAAAAGGAGGAGGACCGGAGGAAGGCCCGAGGAGCAACCAAUAAACGAAAUAAUAUUUAG
Populus euphratica (Euphrates poplar) is the source of this 1152-nucleotide messenger RNA. RefSeq lists its product as uncharacterized. Gene Ontology annotation, molecular function: sequence-specific DNA binding; zinc ion binding. The transcript is spliced from 4 exons. Bases 1 to 1152 code for a protein of 383 amino acids. Gene Ontology annotation, biological process: regulation of DNA-templated transcription. NCBI's taxonomy places the organism in Eukaryota, Viridiplantae, Streptophyta, Magnoliopsida, Malpighiales, Salicaceae. The record is from RefSeq and is a predicted model, not a curated record.